UCUAUCUCUCUUUUCGUGAACCAGAAAUGGACUUUAUCAACUUCUCUUCUUGGCCCCCAUAAAAUAAAAACACAUAUUCCAAAUUCUCUUGUAUUGGUCCAAGAACCUAAAAAGUAUUUUUUCAUUUACAAGUUUCUUGGGCCAAUUUGGUUAAUUACUAGCUACCUGCAAUUUAUGGUCUGUAAUCAAUCAUAAGCAAGUUCAUUUGGAUCUUUCUUUAUGUUCAAUUGAAUGGUACUUAAUUUCUUUUUUAGGUUCGGUCAUUCUUUCAAUGUAAAUUAAAAGGUCUCUAUUUUGUUAGUUAUUAUAAUAAUCUAUGGGAUUUGAAAGAUUGUAUGAUAUUUUGCUCUAAAGAUGGAUGGUGCUGGCCGCUAGGAUUUCAUGUGAUUUGUGACUUGGACGUGAAAAUUGUGAAGUGUAUAUGUGCAUGUUAAUGUUGUUUCAAAAAUAUGGUUGGAUGGAUGCAUGUCAGAUCGAUCCUCUGAACAUAAUGGCAUUGAUGCAUAUAAAAACAUAUAUGAAUGCACAAAACACGUGCGAGCAGUGUUUCGCAAUCCUUUGUGGCAGGUUAAGUCUGUAUUGGAUAUGAGACAUGCUGGACAUUACAAGGUGUAUAACUUAUGCAUAGAGCAAGCUUAUGAUGCAUCACAUUUUCAUAAUCUUGUCGAGAGGUAUCCAAUUGAUGACAACCAUGUCCCUUCUCUAGAUAUGAUCAAGGAUUUCUGUGAAGAUGUCUACUCAUGGCUCUCUAGUGACUCCAAGAAUAUUGUUGUCAUACACUGCAUGGCAGGAAAAGGCCGAACAGGAUUAAUGGUUUGUUCGUACCUAGUUUACACUGGCAUGUCAGCUGAGGAUGCUCUGCGAGUGUAUGCAGAGAAACGAACAACUAACAAUGAAGGAGUAUCCAUUCCAAGCCAACGUAGGUAUGUCAAAUAUUGGGAGAAUGCACUAAUUUCCUAUACAAAGGGUGUUCCUCCAACUGUCAAAUUGCCUAAGUCAUGCAAUAGAGAGCUGCGUCGCAUUAGAUUAUACGACACUAUAAACAUUGAGUCCAUCUUCUUCGUUCUAUCUGAGUUGCAAAGAGUUCCAGGAGAGAAAUAUCGUCCAUCUGUAGAAGUCUCGAAGAGUAGCUGCAGAAGAAUUAAGAGCGGUAUUCAGAGAACUUAUAGCCCUCAAUAUGUUUAUUCAUUUGUUGAGGAAAAUGAAGAAGAAAAAGAAGAAAAGAAGGAACCUCGUCUUGUAGUCCAAAUGGACACCGAAAGUUCUAUGCUCUAUCAAAAAACAUGUCUUGAUCAUUUCUAUGACAUACCAGUGCAAAUAUGCGGAGAUGUGCGUAUCAUAUUCUAUGAAAAGCUCAUAGGAGGACGUCUUUUCUAUGCUUGCUUUAAUACUGCUUUUGUUCGGAAUGAUCUAUUGCAGUUUUCGAUACGGGAGCUUGAUAAAGUUGGAAAAAAGGCUAGGUCCAUUACUGGUUCUUCCUUCUGCUUGGAGUUGUUUUUUGGUCCAGCCAAUGGAAAUUGUUUGCCAACACCUCCUUUGCACGACGAUGAUCUUAGUGAUUCUUAAUUUCACUAUUAAUUAAUUAUAACAAGGUGGCUUCCUUGCUCCAUCGGUUUUAAUUAUAACAAUUAAUCAUUAUCUUACCAGGCUAUCUAUAUUUUUCAGAGAAGGAAGACUAGGAAAUUUCAAUAGUUUUAUACGUAGAACUCGAGCAAGCAGUUUUAAGAAGAAGUAAUGUAAUUUUAUCUUGAAACUUUGCUUGCAUGCAUGCAUAUUUCUUAGAAUAUGAAAAGUAUAUAUCUAGGCUUUUUGGUUGCAUUUAGUGUUAGAAUUUGAGGGCCAAAUUUUAUUCUUUGUUUCAUGAUCCUUAUAAUAAUUAACCAACUUAAAGAUUGGAGUUGAUUACAUAA
This is a messenger RNA of Solanum pennellii, 1910 nucleotides long. RefSeq names its product phosphatidylinositol 3,4,5-trisphosphate 3-phosphatase and protein-tyrosine-phosphatase PTEN1. The record is from RefSeq and is a predicted model, not a curated record. Gene Ontology annotation, molecular function: protein tyrosine phosphatase activity; phosphatidylinositol-3,4,5-trisphosphate 3-phosphatase activity. Gene Ontology annotation, cellular component: cytosol. Lineage: Eukaryota; Viridiplantae; Streptophyta; Magnoliopsida; Solanales; Solanaceae. The coding region runs from base 466 to 1566 and encodes 366 amino acids. Gene Ontology annotation, biological process: phosphatidylinositol dephosphorylation. The transcript is spliced from 8 exons.